Messenger RNA from Drosophila ficusphila, 528 nucleotides. RefSeq names its product laminin subunit alpha-like. The transcript has a single exon. The record is from RefSeq and is a predicted model, not a curated record. NCBI's taxonomy places the organism in Eukaryota, Metazoa, Arthropoda, Insecta, Diptera, Drosophilidae. The coding region runs from base 1 to 390 and encodes 129 amino acids.
AUGUAUAUGAAUGUAUAUCCUUCAGAUAACAAGCUAUCACAGUAUACGUAUACUACCACUAAGCCCGGCGAUAUAUUCUCUCUGCCACCAACUACUCCUCCUACUAUUAACAACGAACCGACACUAACCUCCACCACCACCAAAACAACAACAACAACAACCACCACCUCCGACAACCAGAACCACCCGAAACAAUCUGCAAUUGAAACCGAUAACGAUAACGCUAGCGAUGCCGGCGAUUCGCAGCCGAUCCGCAAGGUGAAGCUGAGCGCAAAUGAGUCAAAGGUGGUGGAAGAGGCACCCUGUGUGCGGCGUCAGUACUACCAGCUGGGAAGCGAGGGGGAAAACCCCGAGACGCCCGAGAGCUCAGGGACCCCUGGUAAGGCUUGAAUUCAACCACUACCCGAACUUGCCAAAAGAAAAAUAAAACAAAAAUUUAAGAAACUCUGUACACCUAACUAUUCUAUCUAUACUUCUUUUUGAUUUUUGCAAAUAAAUAUACUUGAAAACUGUUUACCAAAACCGCAA